AUCCAAUCAUGCACACACUCCAAUGGGUCCUGGUUAUGAGACAACGCAGUAAACGUUAAUUAAAUAUUGAAACUGGUCCUAAACGUUUUCCACAUCAGCCACACCAUGAACCAGCUUUAGGUAUUGCGUCCGGUGGCUUAAGUGGGAGUCAGUCCCAGGAUUUAAUUCCACUUAGGGCCCACGGUAGGGCUGAUCAUCUCUCUGCGCAGGAAAAUAAAAAUGAGCAAAACACAAGCCUGGAGUGAUCUUACUCUUCCAGACCACAACUGCUGCCUUCUGGGUCGUGUUGUUCGGUAUUUUCAUUCUCUCUGACAGGCCAAGUGAGCCCAGUGAGCCCAGUGAGCCCAUUUCACCUCGACAAACUUAUUUUAAACAACAAAAAGCAUCGAAUGGCAUCAGUCCCUUGAGCACGGAGAAACGUCACUGCGGAGGACGGUGUGGUGACGUCGACAGUGGGAGGGAAGCGGAUGCAUCACCGAAAUGUGGGGCUUUUUUGGGGGGGAGGAGGGCGCGGGGUGCAAUUAGGGCUCUGUGGAUUGUUGGGCUUGGAUCAAUAACACACUGCAGGAGAACUUAACACAGGCUCCUGUGGGACUUUUCACUCGCGUUCCAGUGGAAGGUGGGGAAAGCACGAACUGAUGUUGCAGAAACACAGGAGGCAACUUUAAAAGGAAACGCUAAUAUCGCGUGCGUGAGGUAGCUGCGGCGUGGACGCGCAGGAGUGGGGGUGUAGCCUGCGAGCCUGUGGUAAUAGGCUGCGAGGGAGUGAGAGGGAGUGGGAGUGGGGGCAGACGUGGACGGUGAUGCUGCGCGCUGUCUUCUUGCUAAAUGAGGAUUGUCUUUUCCCAGUUUGAGCAGCAGCGGCAGGGCUUCUCCACCUUUCCAGCGAGGAUCUAUAAUUUACACAGCGACAGCGGGGCGUCCGUGGGAUCUUCUCCAUCAUCAUCAGCAGCAGCAGCAGCAUCUGCGCUGGAUCCAGCCCCGCGCUGCCGCUUGUUCUGCUGCUGCUCCAUCGCCAGGCGACCAGAGGAGGAGAACAUCUGACCAGCGGGCCAUGUGCACCACGACAUGUAUGCGUGAAUUCAUGCGGUGACACAAGAAGGGAGGAAUGGAGCAGCUGUCAACGCAUUCCUGUAGACGCACCGACGGUGAUUCGUUGCAGACUGUCGUGUAGAGAGAGAGAGUGGAGGGGGAAAAAAAAAAACCUUCAUACGCAGCAGCCCAUCCAGCACAUUCGCUUUUUAUUCCAGCGAGAAGCGAUCAGUGGUCAGGUGUCGCCUUUCAUUUCAGCCACAACAAUGGGGGAGCAGCCCAUCUACAGCACGAGGGCCCACGUCUUCCAGAUUGACCCCAACACCAAGAAGAACUGGCUCCCCGCAAGCAAGCACGCCGUCACUGUGUCCUACUUCUACGACAGCACGCGCAAUGUCUACCGGAUCAUCAGCCUGGACGGAACCAAGGCAAUAAUCAACAGCACCAUCAGUCCGAACAUGACGUUCACAAAGACGUCACAGAAGUUUGGCCAGUGGGCGGACAGUCGAGCGAACACUGUCUACGGACUGGGUUUCUCCACCGAGCAUCAUCUGUCAAAGUUUGCAGAGAAGUUUGCAGAGUACAAAGAAGCAGCGCGGCUUGCUAAGGAGAAGAGCCAGGAGAAGAUGGAGAUGGCCACGUCUCCCUCUCAAGAGUCUCCGGCCGGUGAGCUCGCCUCCCCCCUCACCCCUUUGACUCCCCCCAUGGAAAACAUCAACGGCACGGAUGAGAUCUGCGACACGACUCCCAACUCGGACAGCCGUCCGGAGCCGGCACAGAACGCUCUGGCUUUCGCACACAGCCCGGCCAUGACAAAACACUGGGAGGCUGAGCUGGAGGCGCUAAAGGGGAACAACGCCAAGCUGACGGCGGCUCUGCUGGAAUCCACGGCCAACGUCAAACAGUGGAAACAGCAACUGGCUGCCUACCAAGAGGAGGCAGAGAGACUACACAAACGGGUGACAGAGCUUGAGUGCCAGAGUAACCAAACCCCGGUGAUCAAAUCCCAAAAGACAGAACUCAACCAAACCAUAGAGGAGCUGGAGAAUGUGCUGCGGGAUAAAGAAGAGGAAAUGGAGAAGUUAAAAGAAGAACUGGAAAACACGAAUGACCUCAUGGAGCAGAAAGACACUCUGACUCAGAAGCUUGAAGAGACGGAGCUGCGCAGUCGGGUGCUGGAGGAGCAGCUAGCAGGAGCUGAGCAACGACUGGAGGAGAACCAAGAAGAGCAGGAGAGUUUCAGGAAGAGCCUGCGGACGCUGCUGGAGCUGCUAGACGGCAAGAUCUUUGAGCUGACGGAGCUCAGAGACACCUUGGCUCGUCUCAUAGAGGAAGCCAGCUAGAGACAGAGGGUGUCGACCUUCACAGACAGAGCCAUAUGAUGAUUUAUUUACAGCCCAGCACACAGACCAAUCCCACCCUCCAUAACUCCUCGUGUACCCUCACCCACAGAAAUCUGAGACAAUGCACUGCCCACACUCACAGUUUAAACACAAGGGGCAGCUGAUCCCUGAUUUUUACCUUGAAGGCAUCAGGUUCCUACCUUCUGCAAGCACUCCUGUAGUUGAACACGAUGCAGGGACUACCUCAGCUUGCCUUCUGAUUGGCUGUCGUACACUCGGUCAAACCGGUCAAGCUCAGUUGUAGAGAUGCCACACACAUAAAAACAAACUGUGCCUCGGCGCCAUCUGCUGUCUGAAUGGGAGAGCUGCACCGUAGUGCGGAACAUUCACUCAAACACACACAUUGCACAUUACUCCUCUUUAAAGCGGCCCUCCAGGGGAAAAUGUUGAAAGUCAUGUGGAAAUAAUUGCUGUUAAGACUUAAAAGAACUGCGCCAAAGCUGCCAAACCCCCUCCACCCCCACCAAAAAAUGUUGUCCUCUAACUAGCAGAUGCUUUGAUCCAAAGUGACUCACUGUACAGGGAAGUUUUGAACAGAAGAACCCAUGUUUGAGCCCGGGCUGCCGAGGAACGCAACCGCAUCGCUGAACAUCCCCAGCCUGGAUUUACGAGGCUGCUGGGAAAUGGAGUCUGACAAAUAUACAUAUAUAGCUUUUUCUUUUAGCUUCUGUAUGCCCCCCCCCCCACCAUCUUCUUACAAAAACCUAUAUGAUAGAUAAGCAAUGAAUCUUCCAGAUGGCCUUUUUUCAUGCAACACAAAAAUUUGAGUGCUAUAGCUGAAAUGAGAAAUCUCGUAUCCAGACAGCUUCCGCCAUCACAGUAGACAUGACCUGUCUUCCUGCCAAACUCAGUGUGACGUGUGUGUCCUGAGGUUUGAUAUGAUCGUGUGCACUCGUAUAGAUGCAUCUAAAUAAACUGCAUCAACAAAAAGUUAUUUUAAACUAGUAAAAAAAAAAAUUUUAACUGGAAUUUAUUAUUAUUUAGCUUGGUUACACAGAGAAUUAUGUUUUUUAAGUGUUUAUUUAUUUUACUUUGAUUAUUAUGGCUUACAGCAAAUGGGACCCUUAAAAUUCAGUUAAAAUUAUAAUAUUACAUAAGACCAAUAAAAAAUAGUCUAAAUACAUAAAUAUUUUGUCCAUAUGCUGCGUCUAAUAUGCAUUCACUAACUGGUUGAGGGUUUCUUCUUUUCAUUUGCACAAAUUACUGCAUUAGAGCUGCGUGACAUGGAUGUAAUCAGCCUAUAGAUCUGCUGAGGUGUUAAGGAAGCCCAGGUUGCUUUAAUAAUGGCCUUCAUUUUGCCUCCUUUCUUGGGUCUGAGAUUGAUAGAUUCUUAGGAGGGUUUGCUGACCAAUUAAGUUCUCUGCAAAAGAUCUGCAAAACAUACUGAACCACAACUGAAAAUGCAAAGCCAGAGAGAGUUAUACUGCAACCUUAAAGCUUCACUCGGAAGAAAUAUUUUGUAGGUUACCAUAUUUCAAGUGUACUGCAUUCACUCCCCCAAACACUCAUACUGAUAAUGUAUUUAGACAGUUCGAUAAAUUCUUGAAUAGACUUUUCUGUGCAAUUCAGAGCUCAUUCCUGUUUAUCACGCUGCUUUAUCUUUGUACUCAAAAGUUUAACUUUCUGAGGUCCAUGUGUAAAAUGCAACCUCCCCUGAAGUUGGAUUUUUAACUAGUAAAUUUAGAAGUUGCUGAGUGCGACCGUGGGAUUGUUUCUCGAGUGGGAAAGCCUCAAGUUCCACGGCAACCUCAAGAUCAGAAACCAAUAUGGCUGCUGCUGCCCGUCAAAAACAGAGUAAACAGUUUUAAUUGUAAAGCAUUUACUUCCACUCCUGAUAGUUUGUAUCUCAUUAAACCAGAAUAAUGCUUAGUAAUGUAGAUGUUCAUUUAGUGCUUGAACAUAUUUAGCAACACAUUGUUGUCAUCGUGCUAACUGUAGUUAUCAACUAAUAGCAAACACAAACUUGUGGCACCGAGCUCCAGCUCAUGAGGCACAUUUACAAUGCAUUAUGCUUCUUUUUCUACCAAACAUUUUCCUUCCACUUAACUUUUCAUUAGAAUUCUUGGAUGCAGCGCUCUGAACAGCCAGCUUCUUCAGCAAACUGUCUUUCUCUCUUUGUGAAGGGUUCCCGAUAGUAUCUGCUGAGACUUUUACAUUAAAAAACUUUUUUCUUUUAUUGUCUUGUAUAACAAUCCAAAUUUCUCAAGAAUUUUGUGUUAUUACAAACUGUGAGCCAUAAUCAUCAAAAUUAGAAAUAAAAGCUUGAAAUAUAUCACCUUUUAAUGAAACAAAUGACUUUUUCAGUGGUAUGCUAAUUUGUUUAGAUGAAUCUGUACUUGGGCACAUUGUGCUGUUAGAGAGGCCUGCACACACCCUCACACCCACACAAACACACACACACACACACUGAGCAAUAUAAGACAGGCUCUAUACAACACCAACUCUAUCAGGUACUCUACUCAGUGGGCCCGUCCUGAAGGGUCAAACAUGAUUAAGCUGAUACGCCCCCUCUCCAACAGAAAGUGUACCACUGACCGCAUUACUGUGUGGCAGCCCUGCGUGGUCCGAGUAGUGCAAACCGAAGGGCUUACAGAGCGUCAUCCUCAUGUCUGUAAAUCUCCACCCUCAGUGAAACUGGCCACCGAUUGUCACGCCUCAGAGGUGACUAUUCAACCGUUCUCAGUUUAUAUUCUUUUUCUCUUUUUUUUCUUUUAAGUGAAGAUAUAACACUGGUGAUAUAAAUAUAAAACUGUACAACACAACUGUCUUACUCUUGCUGGCAUUGUAAAUGAAUGGAUGGACAAAUCAAAAAGCAGUAACACCCUGCGGUGACUUAUUGUUGUGUAUUAACCCACGGCUGAAAGCUUUUUCUCUGUAACACCAUGUAAUAACACCGUGUUACAAGUUUUAUACUCUUACUGUAUAAAAGCAGCUCUGAAGCCCUGUGAAAUCUUCAAUUCUCUCCCUCCAAAGUCAGCAAAAUUGUAUUUUUUUUUUUUUUUUUUUUUUACAGAGCUGUAUCUCGACAAGGUGCUGCUGGUCUUAUAUCUAUCUGAGCGCCCUGUUUGCACUGUUAUGACACCGUUGUAACUCCAUUAUAUGCCGACGGACUUGCAUUUAGCAUUAGCACAGUAUAAUUAUGUAGUUAAGAAACCUUCUGUAGUUAGUUACACAGGUUAAUACACUGGAAUAAGACUCAUGUAAAACGGGGAAUGUUACUUAUUUUCUGUCUGAUGUAUGUGUAGAGUGGAGUGACAGAGAUGAAAUACUUUAAUAUUAAUGCUAUUGUUAAUGAAUGCCUUUGUACAGUAGUGGAUAAAAUGCUUUUCAUUCUCCUGUUUUUGUAACUUAUGGUAUUUCAGUGUAGGUAUUAACAUUGUAUUUAGAGGUAUGAGAAGACUGGCAAUAUUUUUGACUAUUUAAAGUAAUUUUGAACUCAUGACAUUAAAGAGGUACCUCAGGCUUACGAGAUUUCUCAGAUUGGUGAUAUUUGGUCGUUUGCAGGUAAAGAGGUUUUGUUAAACGUUAUGGUUGAAAACAGGUCAAGAGGCCCACCUGGUUAAUUAAAGCUGUGAUAAUAUGGUAGAUGCAGUUCACUGCUCAGGGCAGCAUUUUGUCCAGGGGCAGCACGAGCCCAGGAUGAGGGGUUUGGGUAGCUAUCGCUCUGUCACACCCCAAGCUGAGGGUUUACAUUGAUGCCUGCCUGUCAUGUUGUAUUUAGCAUCUGAUUCAAGGAUUCCCAUUUGGAGCUAAAUUAAAGGACUUUCACAUUUAGAAUUACUUGAACUGAGCAAACCUGAACUGGUCAGAUAUCGAUUAAUAAAUAUAUUGAGAUUA
Molecule: messenger RNA, 6272 nt
Organism: Xiphophorus couchianus (Monterrey platyfish)
Lineage: Eukaryota; Metazoa; Chordata; Actinopteri; Cyprinodontiformes; Poeciliidae
Gene: homer1b
Product: homer scaffold protein 1b
Exons: 9
Coding region: 1299-2375 (358 amino acids)
Biological process (GO): G protein-coupled glutamate receptor signaling pathway
Molecular function (GO): G protein-coupled glutamate receptor binding
Source: RefSeq, a predicted model, not a curated record